CACAAAACUGAGCCCUUCGGGCGGGCAGCCACACACGUGUAUGUCAUUUCGCUUCAAUGAGCUCUUGGAUCGAGCUCAUGGCCUUGUUGACACUCGCAGUGAAAACCUCUGCACACACACACACUCACCAGACAAGCCCGUGUGUAUCGGCGCACAUGUGUGUGUGUGUGUUGCUGUGUGUGGCGUGCCUGUGUCCUGCACGGGAGUGGCUAUGUCCCCGGGCGCAUUCGACAGAAUGAGCGCCCCGGCAGCGACGCCCACAACCAGCAGACCAGCCAAAGAUGGAAGCACGCCGAUCGACGGACCGCCAGACACCUACACGGGCAACAUUCACGUAAGAGUGAAGGGGUGUGUGUGUGGUUGUCUGGCGUGUUGUGUGCACACCUGCACGCCCUUGCUCGUGCCAGAUGCUGUCUUCGCCGCUGGCUUGGCAGGUGCAGGUUGCUUGGACACCACCACACGCGCCUUCUUGAUGGGCUGCUUGGUGUCGGGUGACCAGUAGCCCUGCUCCACGACAGAGAGGACGGUGCCCGGCUUGACGUCACGGCGCUCCUUCUCCUCAGCUUUGUCAUGCAAAACCGGGUCGAAGGCAUCACGCACGGCCUGCAAACACAUACACCACGGGCUGAUGGAUGGAAAUAUGUGUAUGUGUAUGUGUGUGAGCUGACUGACCGGCACGAGUGGUUGGACGUUGAGAGUCGUGAGAGUCUCGUUCAGCAGGGACAGCACCUGUGGGUAGUGAGAAAAAGAGACAAAGAAAGAGAGACAGAGAGAGAGAACACGACAUGCGAACGGAUUGGCUGACGUGCAUCCAUCUGUCCAUCUAUCGGUCCAUUGGUCCUGACCUGUUCAGCCUCUCCCUGUGUGACGCUGUCGAUGACCUGCCCGCCCAGCACUUUCCGCACCCCCUCCCACUCAGCCGCAAGCACCCUCUGGGGCACACUGUCCACCUCGCCAACAGCCUACUCAACACACACGACACACAUACGCCGAUCCAACAAUUCGUAUCUAUGAGUGUGGCUGGGUACCUUGUCGUAUUCCCGCUUCAGCUGCUGCAUCAUCACAUCACGCUGCAGAAUCGCUGCAUGCCCACACACCCCACACAAUAGACAGGGAGGAUACAUCAACAUGCGCCUGUGUGUGUGUGUGUAUGUGUAUAUGCACCUGCUCUGUACGACUUGUUUGUUCGCUCUAGAGCGGCUAUUUUCUGGACGGCACUGCACACACACAAUGCGUGUACAUCCAUCCACGUGUACACUCACGUCUCGGCAUACACCAACCAUACCUGUCGUCUUUCUUUGCCACCUCCUGCUUGGGCACAGCGGCAGGUGCGGCGGGUGGUGCUGCCGGGGCCGCCUGUGCCUUGCUGGCUGCCUUCUUGAGCUCAUCCUGCAGCUGCUUGUACAUGACCUCUCGCUGGAACAAAGCAUUCUUCAGCCUGUCAUCGGCUGCAGAGGGGAGGGAUGAAUGUAAAGAAGGGACACACCACACCCGUCCGUGACACACGUACUCACGCAGGUUGCUUCUUGCUUACGAGAUGCUGUUGAAGGAUCUCUCGCCACGAGCAUUGUGGUGGGCCGGGACGACUGCACACACAGAGGACAGAAGAGAUGAUGGAGGCGAAUACAUCAUGUCCGUGUCUGCCUGUAGAUGUGUGUCUGUGCUGACCCGUUGCAUGUGUGCAUUGCUGCCGGUGCGCUCAAGCAGAGAUGGCAGGGGCCCCGGCUGCCAACCACGAGCACACAAACAGUGCACAGGCAGAGAGAUGAUCUGCAGUCAGAUCUUUUCAGAUCUCUCUUGCAUGCCGACUUACCUGGAAUGCCUCCGCGCUGACGAUGGCAGACAAAGCCAAGAAGCCAAGCAUCGUGCGUG
Messenger RNA from Vitrella brassicaformis, 1872 nucleotides. The record is from the annotation of a GenBank genome assembly. Lineage: Eukaryota; Vitrellaceae.